ACAACCGCAUCAUUCACUCUGUACACGUUCGUAUUUCUCUCAGAGUUUCGCACGUCGUUCCAGUAGGAUCUUUUACGUCGUCUCCAAUAGUGGAAACUCGGCAUAGUAGAGAGAGGCGCGCAAUGGCGUCUUCGAUAACCGAGGCCUCGGUCCUCGCUGCCUUUGACGAAAAGGUGCGGGAUGGGAUUGUGAUGUACGCUGAGGAUAUGGAGAAGAUUUACCAUGAGGAUCAAGGCUUCAAGUUUGAGUUUCGUUUGACGGCUGCGUUGAAGAGUAAACCUGCCGCGGUGGAAGACAACGCGGAGCUAGAUGACGCCGAUGAUGAAAAGGGGCCUUCUCAGACAACCUCAACCUCAACCUCAACCUCAACCUCAACCACCACCGCAAACACCGUCACACCCUCACACGCCAACACACAUACCAACGACACCAAGCACACCAACGACAAAAUCACCCUUGACGAGGAAGGGAACCUCCCCGGAGGCGACAUCAGCAUCGCAGGCUUCGAGCUCACGACCAUCCCCAGCGGCGGCGGAGAAGGGGAUGAAGAAGCCACGCAUGUACUAGCCUUCAAUAAGUUCUGCGCGUAUAGGCCGCAUCUGCUCCUCUUGACUGCCGACGGGAGGAGGAGGCAGUUUGAGGGGUUGGAUAAGCGGGAUCUCGGAGCUGCGGUUGAGGUUUUGGGGGGGUUGAAUGGGGGAUGGGGUAGUGAUGCUGAUGCUGAUAGUGACAAGGAGAAGAGAAGACAAGAGUAUCUUGUCAUUUUCAACUGUGGUAAGGAGGGCGGGUGUAGUCGGUUGCAUAAGCAUAUGCAGGCUAUCCCUGCGCCGGAUGCGAUUCCCAUGUGGCCUGAUCUCGUCGACUCCGGGCCCAAGACGGAGGCGGAUGACAGUGGGAAGCAGCAGCAGCAGCAGCAGGAGCCGCCGUUCCGGUACUUCAUCCACCACUUCACCGGCCCAUCACCACCCUCAAAAAACGACCUCACUGCGAGUUACAAACACAUGCUCCGGCAGGCGACGGAGCUGAUCCCCGGCCGGGAGAAGGUGGUGGAAGAGGACGGAGAUGGAAGGGCCGUGGCGGUGCCGCAUAAUGUUAUCCUUGGGAGACGGUGGAUUGUUGUGGUUCCGAGGGUCAAGGCUGGUGUUGAUGGGGCGGAUGUGAAUGCCGUGGGGAUGUUGGGUGUUGUUUGGGCUUCGAAGGGGGAGACGGUUGGGAAGUGGAGGGAGUUGGGGGCGAGGAGAGUGCUUGGGGAGGUUGGAGUUAGGAGAUGAUGAUGGUUGAGCU
Molecule: messenger RNA, 1284 nt
Organism: Colletotrichum phormii
Lineage: Eukaryota; Fungi; Ascomycota; Sordariomycetes; Glomerellales; Glomerellaceae
Exons: 2
Coding region: 123-1271 (382 amino acids)
Biological process (GO): nucleotide metabolic process
Molecular function (GO): ATP binding; ATP:ADP adenylyltransferase activity
Source: RefSeq, a predicted model, not a curated record